Messenger RNA from Tympanuchus pallidicinctus (lesser prairie-chicken), 4024 nucleotides. RefSeq lists its product as uncharacterized. Gene Ontology annotation, molecular function: nuclear export signal receptor activity. The transcript has 13 exons. The coding region runs from base 180 to 2642 and encodes 820 amino acids. Gene Ontology annotation, cellular component: nuclear envelope. Lineage: Eukaryota; Metazoa; Chordata; Aves; Galliformes; Phasianidae. The record is from RefSeq and is a predicted model, not a curated record.
CCCCCCAUCUCUCUUCAUCCCCUCCUAUCCCCCCAUUCCCCCCCAGAUCUCCCCUAUCCCAUCAACCCCCGCUCAGCGCGCGGCUCCCCUCGGCGACGUCACGGAGCGGGGUCCCGAGGCGGCCGUUAUUGCCUGUCGGUUGGCGCCAUUAGGCGGCAGCAGUCGGUCGGCUCGCAGCCAUGUCUGCUUCGCAACGCAUCCUGCGGCGGCGCUGCCGCUUGGGCGACCAGCGCCGGAGCGUGCGGCUCAGCAGCAGCUGGGGGCGCCCCUACGCAGGUUCCGUCGGAGGAGCCAGAGGAGGAUGGCGUUCCACUUUCCAGAGAUACAGAAACACUGUCCGGGCAUCCGUGCUGCAGCGCGUGAGAGCACGUGGAGGAAGAUGCCCUACCAGAAACCAGAUAAGCACAGUCCACAACCAGCCCACAAUGGUCCAGCAUGUGGGAGGGGCUGUAGGAGCAGGGGGUGCCAGUGCCCAGACUGCCGUGAUCGUUAGCCAGCCCUCCAUGGUCCAGCACAAGGGAGGAGCUGAGGGAGGUCGGGGUGCUGCUACCCCCAGUAACACUAAGACAAGUACAAAUCUUAGCCAGCCCUCCAUGGUCCAGCACAAGGGAGGAGCUGAGGGAGGUCGGGGUGCUGCUACCCCCAGUAACACUCACAUAAUCCAGCCAGCCAUGUCAAAGAACAAGAGAAAAGCCGUGUUUGAGAACAAGAGAGAGGACACAUUUCAGAACAAGAGAAGAGCUGUAGGAGGAUUGGGAGACAUGACCCAGAGAAAUACAGAGCAUGGCCAGGCACCCAUGGUGCAGCACACGAAAGGAGCUGUAGGAGGUCGGGGUGCUGCUACCAUGAGAAACACUCAGGCAAAUGCAGAUCUUAGCCAGCCCUCCAUGGUCCAGCACAAGGGAGGAGCUGAGGGAGGAUCAGGAGACAUUGACCAGAUAACCAGCAUGCUCAGCCAGCUAUCCAUGGUGCAGCUCACAGAAGGAGCUGUAGGAGCAUCUGGAGACAUGACACAAAGAAAUACCAAGCAUGGCCAGGCACCCAUGAUCCAGCACAAGGGAGGAGCUGAGGGAGGUCGGGGUGCUGCUACCCCCAGAAACACUCAGAGAAAUACAGAUCUUAGCCAGCCCUCCAGGAAGCAGGACAAGGGAGGAGCCGUAGGAGGAUCGGCAGACAUUGAUCAGAUAACCAGCAUGCUCAGCCAGCUAUCCAUAGUGCAGCUGACAGAAGGAGCUGUGGGAGGUCAGGGUGCUGCUACCCCGAGAAAUACACACUUUAUCCAGCCAGCCAUGUUAAAGAACAAGAGAAGAGCCGUGUUUGAGAAGAAGAGCAGAGCUGUAGGAGGAUCGGGAGAUGCUCCACCGACAGAUAGAAAGCUUAGCCAGCCACCCAUGAUGCUGCACGAGGCUGGAGCAGUAGGAAGAUCGGGACAUUCUACUCCAACAAAUACAAGCCUCAGCCAGCCGUCUGUGCUCCAGAACACGACAGGAAGUGGAGCCGGAUGGGGGGGCACUACUGCAACAAAGACAGACCUCAGCCAGGUACCCGUGAUCCAGCGCACGGAAGGAGCUGAGAAAGGAUUGGGUGAUGCUACCCUGACAGACACAGAUCUUAACCAGGCAGCCGUGAUCCAGCACACCGGAGGCGAUGGAGGACGUGUUGUUCGUGCCCGGAGAAACACAAACCUUCUCCAGCCAGCCACGCUGCAGCACGAAGGAGGAUCUGCAGGAGGACGGGGCGCUCCUGCAGCCGUUGUGCAGCCUCCUGCGCUCCCAAAGAGCUCCUCGGGUGGCAGCCGCGAUGCAGCAGGACUCUCUGGUGCCUGCGGUGUUGGAGCUGCAGGCAAGAAAGGCGCAGCGUCCUUGCAGAAAGCGAGCUCUGCAUUAAGCGGUGCAAACCCGGCUGGUGACUACAGAGAUGAACAGCAGAGACUUGUGGACUGGGUAGCAGAAGACAUGGCGACCUGGGAAUCUUCUGGACAGUGGAUGUUUUCAUGUUACUGUCCUGAGAAGGGCAAGCCUAAUGUUUCAGACUUUCCAGAGAUCUCCUUUGAGGAGCUGCACCUGGGGUAUUACAUCUGCAGAGCCAAGAAGGGCACAGGACUCUACAUAAACGCUGUCCAUCAGUAUGUGCAGCAAUGGAGAACCAGGCUGCAGAAGCUGAAGGUUUUAAACGCCUGGAGAACAGCAUCGAUGCUCCUUUGGAGAGAGAAAGCGGACACUGAACCAUUACUGUUUCUUGUACUGGGAGGACAGCAAGCCCCAAGCCCUGGGUUCCCAAGCUCUCCAGCCAACAGCCGCAGUCCUUCAGUUCCAUCGGCAGCCUCACUUCACGCUCCUGGAGCGGCCGCUGGCCGUGGACUGUGGGGCUUCCGGGCGCUGGGAGCUCGGCUGCUGCAAACCCUGCCCGCACCGCUGCGCUUGCUGUCGCUGCUCCCAAGGCAGCUGCAGAGACUUCUCAGCCGGGAGCAAGCAGCGCUUCGGCCGCACCGACAGCCGGUGCCUCUGGACACAGCGCCGCGUCCGCGCCUCUGCAUCCCCACGGCAUCAGAGCAGGCAGCUCUGCGCACCGAGGAGGGAACUGAGGGCCGGAGAGCUGGAGCAGCUAAGGGCCAAGAAGAUCAGGCAAGGAAAGAUCCCUGAGGCCAUGACCAGCGGACCUUUCUACGACAAGGACUGGAGUUAAUUCUGAACUUAUGAGCCUUAAUUCCAUAGCAUCUAAGUCUAUUUAGAAGCUCUGUGCCAUAAUUCCAUAGGAUCUAAGUCAAUUCUGAAGUUCUGUGCCCUCAUUCCAUAAUGCCUAACUUAAUUCUGAAGUUUUAUGACCUAAUUCCAUAGCAUUUAAGUUACUUCUGUAGUUGUGAGCCUUAAUUCCAUAGGGUCGAAGUUGAUUAUGAAGCUCUGUCUUUUAAUUCCGUAGGAUGUAAGCUAAUUCUGAAGUGAAGUGCCUUAAUUCCAUAGGAAUUAAGUUAAUUCUGAAAACAUAUGCCUUAAUUAUGUAGGGUCUAAAUUAAUUCUGAAGGAAUAUGCCUUAAUUAUGUAAGGUUUAAGUUAAUUGUGAAGGAAUAUGCCUUAAUUAUAUAAGGUCUAAGUUAAUUCUUAAGGAAUAUGCCUUAAUUAUGUAGGAUCUAAGUUAAUUCUGAAGGCAUAUGCUUUAAUUUCAUGUUAUCUAAGUUAAUACUGUAGGCAUAUGCCUUAAUUAUGUGGGGUUUAAGUUAAUUCUGAAGUUAUAUGCCUUAAUUUUGUGGGAUUAAACUGUAUUCUGAAGGUAUAGGCCUUUAUUACAUAGGAUGUAAGUUAAUUCUGAAGGCAUAAGUCUUUAAUUGCAUAAGAUCAAAGUCAGUUCUGACUGCAUAUGCCUUAAUUCCAUAGCAUCUAAGUUAAUUCUGGAGGCAUAUGCCUGAAUUUUAUAGUAUCUAAGUUAAUUCUGAAGACAUAUGCCUGUAUUAUAUAGUUUCUAAGUUAAUUGUGAAGGUACAUGCCUUAAUUCCAUGGGAUUAAACUUUAUUCUGAAGGUAUAGGCCUUAAUUAUGUAGGGUUUAAGUUAAUUCCUAUGGCAUAUCCCUUACUUCCAUAGGAUCUAAGUUAAUUCUGAAGGCAUAUGCCUUAAUUACGUAAGUUGUAAGUUAAGUCUGAAGGCAUUUGCAUUAAUUUCAUAGGAUCUCAGUUAAUUCUGAUGGCAUAUGCCUUAAUUCCAUAGCAUCUCAGUUAAUUCUGAAGGUGUAUGCCUUAAUUAUGUAGAAUCUAAGCUAACUCUGAAGGCAUAUCCCUUAAUUCCAUACGAUCUCAGUUAAUUAUGAAGGUAUAUGCCUUUAUUAUGUAGAAUCUAAGUUAAUUCUGAAGGCGUAUGCCUUAAUUAUGUAGAAUCGAAUUUAAUUCUGAAGGCAUAUGCCUUAAUUAUAUAGGGUCUAAGUUAAUUCUGAAGGCAUAGGCCUUAAUUCCAUAGCAUCUAUGAUAGUUGUGAUGGCCUAUGCCUUAAUUAUGUAGAGUCUGAUUUAAUUCUGAAGGAAUAUGCCUUAAUUACG